AUGCUGACCAAGUUCGAGUCCAAGAGCAACCGCGUGAAGGGACUGGCGUUCCACGCCAGCCGUCCGUGGAUCCUCACGUCGCUGCACAAUGGCGUGAUCCAGUUAUGGGACUACCGGAUGGGGACGCUCUUGGAGCGUUUUGACGAGCACGACGGCCCCGUCCGUGGCGUGGACUUUCACCGAUCGCAGCCACUUUUCGUAUCAGGCGGAGAUGACUACAAGCUCAAAGUGUGGGACUUUAAGCUGCGUCGCUGUUUGUUCACGUUGCUGGGCCACUUGGAUUAUAUCCGCACGGUGCAGUUCCACCACGAGUAUCCGUGGAUCUUGAGCUGCAGUGACGACCAGACCAUUCGUAUCUGGAACUGGCAGUCGCGAUCCUGUGUGUCGAUCCUUACGGGCCACAACCACUACGUCAUGCGCGCCCAAUUUCACCCGAAAGACGAUCUGAUCGUCUCGGCAUCGCUGGAUCAGACCGUGCGGGUCUGGGACACCACGGGUCUCCGUAAAAAGACGGUGCGCGGCGCACCUACUGCCUUAGACGACAUGGUGGCCCCACCUACGUCGCGCUCAAACAACCACGACAUUUUUGGAGCGACCGAUGCGAUCGUCAAGUACGUGCUAGAAGGCCACGACCGCGGCGUCAACUGGGCCAGUUUCCACCCGACGCUACCGCUGAUUGUCUCGGGGGCUGAUGACCGUCAGGUGAAGCUCUGGAGGAUGAACGAGACCAAGGCAUGGGAAGUGGACACGAUGCGGGGACAUACAAACAACAUCUCGUGCGUGUUGUUCCACCCUCGUCAAGAGCUGAUUAUUUCUAACAGUGAAGACCGGUCGAUUCGUGUGUGGGACAUUUCGAAACGCAUGGGGUUGCAGACUUUCCGUCGUGAAAAUGACCGCUUCUGGAUGCUUGCGGCACACCCUUCGCAAAACUUGCUGGCUGCGGGUCAUGACUCGGGUAUGAUUGUGUUUAAGCUAGAGCGUGAACGUCCCGCCAUGGAUAUCCACGAAGGCCGUGCGUACUACGUCAAGGAGCGUUACGUGCGUAUGUACUCGUUCGUGGACAGCACCGAUGUACCUGUGGCAGCUGUGCGUCGCACUGGCACUGCCGGAGCAGGCACGGGCAACUUGCCGCGUAAUCUUACCUACAACCCAUACGACCAGAACUCAGGCACCAGCAGCGUGAUAAUGACCAGCGAUGCUGAGGGUGGCUCGUAUGAGCUGGUGACGUUUUCACAGGGAUCAAACGGCGACACAUCGGAGUCUAACCGCGGACCGGGACUGUUUGCCGUAUUCGUGGCCCGCAAUCGUUUUGCUGUCCUGGACAAGUCGCGCCACAUUGUAAUCAAGAAUUUCCAGAAUGAAGUGACGAAGAAGAUCACUCCGCCCACUGGCACGGCACAUGGAAUGUAUUUCGGUGGUGUGGUGGGUCGCGUGCUGCUACACAUUGACGACAAGAUGGUCCUGUACGAAACUCAGAGCCGCCGUGUGCUAGCUGACGUGCAAGCUUGGCGCGUGAAGUACGUGGUUUGGAGCCCGAACUACGAAUACGUGGCUCUAAUCAGCAAACACUCUAUCGUGCUUGCGGACAAGCAGCUCACGUACCUGUGCACUAUUACUGAGUCCGUGCGCAUCAAGAGCGGUAUCUGGGCUAAUGCACCUGCAGAGAUAUUCGUCUACACCACGCUGAAUCACAUCAAGUACUCGCUGACCAAUGGAGAUGCUGGUAUCAUUCGCACCCUGGACGUGCCUGUUUACCUGACGCACCUGGAAGGAUCAAAGCUCUACUGCCUCGACCGCGAGGCCAAGAUGCGCACGAUGGCCGUCGACCUCACGGAAUGCGAGUUUAAGAUUGCACUAAACAAGAAGAACUACACAGAAGUAAUGCGUAUGGUGCGCCACUCGAGGCUGUGUGGCCAAGCCAUCAUCUCGUACCUGACAAAGAAGGGCUACCCAGAAGUUGCGUUGCACUUUGUCAAUGACGAGAAAACUCGCUUCAAGCUGGCCAUUUCGUGCGGCAAUCUAGAGGUUGCACUGAAUUCGGCCUACGAGCUGGAUGACAGCAAGUGCUGGUACCAGCUGGGAGUGGAAGCUCUUCGCCAAGGUAACAUUCAGGUUGUGGAGAUGGCUUACCAGCGCACAAAGAAUUUCGAGCGCCUGAGUUUUCUCUAUCUGGUCACUGGCAACCGUGAUAAGUUAAAAAAGAUGCUGAAGAUCGCUGAAGUGCGCAACGAUAUCAUGGCGCGCUUUCACAAUGCGCUGUACCUUGGCGAUGUGGAGGUCCGCGUGAUGACGCUGGAGUCCGCUGGCCAGUUCGGUUUGGCGCUGCUGACAGCAGCCACUCACGGCCUCACUGAGCACGUUGAGCGAUUGCGUGGACUGCUGCAAGAAGCGAACCCGGACUUUGACACGGAUGCGUUUUUAGCGCGCGAGAUGCUACCGAACCCUACGCUCCUGUCUCCGCCUUUGUCCUUGAGCCGUCUAGAGAACGAGAACUGGGCUCUGGUGGAGAUCAACGAACCGACGAUUCAAGACCACGCAAUUGCCGCUGAAAAGCGGGAAGCUGAGCGCAGUCUGCAACCACAGCAACAGAGUCAGGGUCAUCGUUCGGCGGAGGAACGCCCUACUCGCAAGUCGUCGAUGGAUUUGGCGCUAGACGGCGCCGACGGUGCCGACGAAGCUUGGGAUAUGGAUGGUGACCUCGACCUGGACGACGCAGUAGAUGGUCAGUCGCUAGCCACGGAUGCCGCUGCUCUGGAAAACAGUUUUGCUGGUCCCAAUACAGACACAGGAUUUGUGGCGGCUCCUACUGUUGGCACAAGUCUUGCUGUGCAAUGGGUGCGCAACUCGUCGUUGGCGGCCGACCACGCUGCGGCUGGGUCAUUCCAGACUGCGAUGCAACUGUUGCACCGUCAGAUCGGCGUGAUUAACUUUGAGCCUCUGAAGGCCGUGUUCCUGCAGGUGUUUUCGGGUGGAUCGGCUUGCCUGCCUACGCAGGGCAACUGUCCGUCACUGCAGGCGUGGCUGCAGCGAAACGAUGCGAGCCAGUCUGCGGUCGUGGUCUCCUUCGCCGCCCUCGUCGAAGAACUGAAGCAAGCUUACCGUUCAUUCACGAGCGCCAAAUUCGACGAUGUCAAGGCACACUGCCAGUCGAUUUUGUACGCAAUUCCAUUCCUGUCUGUGGACUCGAAGGAAGAAGCUGACAAGAUCAAAGGCUUGCUAACGGUAUGCCGUGAGUACUUGAUUGCCUGUCGUGUCCGUGCUGAGGUCGCUGCGGUGCCACUGGAGAGUAACCCGAAGCGCAACAUUGAGCUGAGCGCGUACUUCACGCACUGCGAGCUACAGCUACCGCAUCUGGUGUUGACGUUGAAGAUUGCGAUGACCAGUGCGUUCAAGGCUGGCAAUUUCAUCUCGGCUGCAUCGUUCUGCCGACGGUUGCUCGAGAUCCCAGAGGUUGCACAGCACCCUCGUCACGAGAAGCUGCGUCUAACUGCUCGCAAAGUGCUUCAGAAAGCGGAAAAAGAGGCCCGCAACGAGCAUGCCGUGGACUACCAAGACUCGAAACCGUUUGUGCUGAACGCGCGCAGCCUCACGCCAAUCUACUUGGGCGAGCCCGAGGUGCGCUGCCCGUACUGCGCUGCGGUGUACGGCUUGGAGAGCAAGGGCACGCUCUGUGACGUGUGUGGCAUUUCGAAGAUUGGCGAGGAGACCAUUGGGCUCGUUGUCACUGCUGCCCAGUAA
Hyaloperonospora brassicae is the source of this 3738-nucleotide messenger RNA. The record is from the annotation of a GenBank genome assembly. Lineage: Eukaryota; Oomycota; Peronosporomycetes; Peronosporales; Peronosporaceae.